AUGACUGCACAAAUUACUCCAUCCAAAAUGGCUGCAUCUGCCAUUGAGGAUCUCAAGAUGUCCUCACCCGUCAAGAAGCUCGACUUUGGCUCUGCCGAUAAGGAGAACGCUCCAGUCGAUGCCGACGCGUCAGUUUUCGAAGAGGCCAAAUCCCAAAAGCCAAUUGAGAAAGUUGCCCAAGACACCUACACACCACGAGCCGACGGCGCAAUCGUUGUCAACGGCGUUACAUACUACCCAGAAGGUGCAAAGAAGGAAGAGCUUGCUGUCACAGUUGCACCAGCUCUGCGACCAGAAGAGGCUGAUGAGCCUCUAUUGCAAGAGAACCCUCAGCGCUUUGUUCUUUUCCCAAUCAAGUAUCAUGAGAUCUGGCAAAUGUACAAGAAGGCUGAAGCUUCUUUCUGGACUGCCGAAGAGAUUGAUCUCUCCAAAGAUUUACACGACUGGAACAACAGACUCAAUGAUGAUGAACGAUACUUCAUUUCCCACGUUCUUGCAUUCUUCGCCGCUUCAGACGGAAUCGUGAACGAGAACCUGUUGGAGCGCUUCAGUGGAGAAGUUCAAAUUCCAGAAGCCCGAUGCUUCUAUGGUUUCCAGAUCAUGAUGGAGAACAUUCACUCCGAGACAUACUCGCUCUUGAUAGAUACCUACGUCAAGGAGCAAGCUCAACGCACAUACCUUUUCAACGCCAUCGAGACUAUCCCUUGCAUCAAGAAGAAGGCCGACUGGGCAGUCCGAUGGAUCCAGGACAAAAACUCCACCUUUGCUCAGCGUUUAGUUGCCUUCGCCGCCAUUGAGGGUAUCUUCUUCAGUGGUUCAUUCGCAUCUAUCUUCUGGCUCAAAAAACGUGGUCUCAUGGCUGGACUUACCUUUUCCAACGAGUUGAUUUCUCGUGAUGAGGGUAUGCACACCGACUUCGCAUGCCUCUUGUUCUCUCACUUGAACCACCGCCCAAGCAAGCAAGCCGUUCAAGAUGUCAUCACAGAGGCUGUCGAAAUUGAACAAGAAUUCUUGACUGAGGCUCUUCCAUGUGCCCUUCUCGGCAUGAACUCCAACCUCAUGAAGCAAUACAUUGAGUUUGUUGCUGAUCGUCUUCUCGUUUCCCUCGGUAACGACAAGUUCUACAAGACUGCCAACCCAUUCGACUUCAUGGAGAACAUCUCUCUUGCUGGUAAGACCAACUUCUUCGAGAAGAGAGUUGGUGAUUACCAGAAGGCUGGUGUCAUGGCUGGCACACAAAAGAAGCACGAAGACACCGAAGCUCAGACAGACGCCAAAGCAGAGAAUGGAGGAGACUUCAACUUUGAUGAAGACUUUUAA
Messenger RNA from Glarea lozoyensis ATCC 20868, 1320 nucleotides. Its product is annotated as Ferritin-like protein. The record is from RefSeq and is a predicted model, not a curated record. Lineage: Eukaryota; Fungi; Ascomycota; Leotiomycetes; Helotiales; Helotiaceae. The transcript has 4 exons. Bases 1 to 1320 code for a protein of 439 amino acids. Gene Ontology annotation, molecular function: oxidoreductase activity. Gene Ontology annotation, biological process: deoxyribonucleotide biosynthetic process.